UCUUUCUUUGUCAUUUCUCUGCUGCUCCAGCUUCCAGGCUCUGUGCACAGGACAGAAAAAUUCCCCUGCUUGCACCAAAUUAGUCCCAUUGUUUCCAUAGAUGGGGACCUGGUGUUUGGGAUCUUUUUACCCUUGUUCUCAGUUGAAGUGAACAGGCUAACAGGAGCAAAACUGUUUGAAAGUCCUCCUAACAAAGCUUGUAAGCCUUACCAGUGGCUGCUAAAAAAUUACCAGCAGGCCCUGGCUAUAGUGUUUGCAAUAGAGGAGAUUAAUAAGGAUCCCUACCUGUUGCCCAACAUUUCCCUGGGAUUCCACCUCUACAACACCUACCACAGUGAUGAGAGAACAUUGGAGAGCUCCCUAAAGUGGCUUUCUGGACAGGGCCAGCUUGUCCCUAACUACAACUGCAGGGAGCAGGACAAGUCUGUGGCUGUUAUUGGAGGAGUCACCUCAGCUCUCUCUGUCCAGAUGGGGACCCUGCUCAACCUCUACAAGUUUCCACAGAUCAGCUAUGGUCCAUUUGACUCUAUUCUUACUGACAAGGUCCAGUUUCCUUCCCUCUACCAGAUGGCCCCCAAAGAUUCUUCUCUUCCCAAAGGUGUUGUCUGCUUAAUUGUACAUUUUGCAUGGAACUGGAUAGGACUGAUUGUCUCAGAUGACAUGAGAGGUGAGGAAUUCCUCUGGGAAAUGAGAAAGGAAAUGGGAAAGAAGGGUGUUUGUGUGUCCUUCACAGAGAAGAUUCCUGUCAGUGAGAGAAAACAUACGGAAUCACAUGAGACUUUCAUGCCCAGGAUCAUAAUAUCAUCAACCAAGGUGAUCGUCAUCCAUGGUGACACAGAUUCACUAAUGAUUCUGAGAUACUCACAACUUCCUUUUUUUAUAACACGGAAGGUGUGGAUUGCUACAUCUCACUGGGACAUUACCAUGAGACCCAUCUAUCGGUAUGAUCAAAAUUUCCAUGGGGCUCUCACAUUUUCAUACUUGACAAAUGAAAUUCCUGGUUUCAAGACUUUUCUUAAGACAAUUAGACCUUCUAAAUACCCAGAUGACAUUUUACUUAGGGGAUUCUGGCUCUCAGCUUUUAGGUGCUCAGAUCAACCAGAAAAAAAAGAGCAAGAGAUAUGUUCACCAAAUGCUUCCUUGGAGAUUUUGCCUCUUUGUGCUUUUGAUAUGACCAUGUCUGGCUUGAGUUAUACCAUCUACAAUACUGUGUAUGCUGUGGCUUGGGCUCUCCAUGAAAUGUUUAUGGAAAAAUCAGAGAAAAGAUCAGCGGAAGAUAAAGAAUAUUUAGUACCAGAUUCAUGGCAGCUGCACUCCUUCCUGAAGAACACCCAAUUUAACAACAGUGCUGGUGAUCAGGUGUUUGUGGAUGAGACUAGAAGCUUUGAGGCUCAUUAUGCCAUUAUGAACUAUUUGAUCUUUCUUAAUGACACUGAAGCUUUGGUGAAAGUGGGGCAAUUUGUUCCUAAGGCUCCACUUGGUCAAGAUUUCACAAUUUGUGAUGAUGCCAUAGUAUGGGGCUGGUGGGAUUCCAAGGUUCCCAGUGGAGUAUGCAGUGAGAGUUGUGCUCCUGGAUUCAAGAAGGCUCCUUUGGAGGGGAAGGCUGCAUGCUGCUUUGAUUGUUUCCCAUGCCCAGAAGGGGAAGUUUCCAGUCAAAUAGAUGCAGAGCAUUGUAUGAAGUGCCCAGAGGAUGAAUAUCCCAAUAAGCAAAGAGAUCGCUGCCUCCCCAAGGUGGUGACCUUCCUGAAUGUGAAAGAACCUUUGGGGAUGACUUUGACUUUCAUGGCUGUUUCCUUCUCUUUCCUGACAGUUCUGGUUCUGUGGGUCUUUGUGAAGUUCCGAGAUACUCCCAUAGUCAAAGCCAAUAACCGGACUCUCAGCUAUACUCUCCUCAUCUCCCUUAUCUUCUGUUUCCUCUGCUCCUUGCUCUUCAUAGGCCAUCCUACCACUACCACCUGUCUCUUCCAACAAACAAUAUUUGGAGUUGUGUUCACAGUGGCUGUUUCUUCCAUUUUGGCCAAAACCAUAAUGGUGGUUGUGGCUUUCAGGGGAAUAAGGCCAGGGAGCAGAAUCCGCAUGUUCAUACAUCCUAGAAUGUCCAAUUAUGUUGUUCUCAUGUGCUCAGGGAUUCAAGUGAUUUUAUGUGGCAUCUGGCUGGGAACCUCUCCCCCCUUUCCAGAGACAGACACACACUCUGAAUAUGGCCACAUAAUCAUUCAAUGUAAUGAGGGCUCUGCCUUUGCAUUUUACUGUGUCCUGGGCUACAUGGGCUUUCUGGCCCUGGGAAGCUUUACAGUAGCUUUCCUGGCCAGGAACCUGCCUGAUACCUUCAAUGAAGCCAAGUUCAUCACUUUCAGCAUGUUAGUGUUUUGUAGUGUUUGGGCCUCUUUUCUUCCAACAUAUCAGAGCACCAAAGGGAAGGCCAUGGUGAUAGUGGAAAUCUUCUCCAUCCUGGCCUCCAGUGCUGGGUUACUUGUAUUCAUUUUCCUUCCCAAAUGUUAUGUGAUCCUCCUGAAGCCAGACAGAAAUACUCAGCAAUGGAUCAAGAAUAAAUAA
Messenger RNA from Gracilinanus agilis (Agile Gracile Mouse Opossum), 2556 nucleotides. Its product is annotated as vomeronasal type-2 receptor 26-like. NCBI's taxonomy places the organism in Eukaryota, Metazoa, Chordata, Mammalia, Didelphimorphia, Didelphidae. The record is from RefSeq and is a predicted model, not a curated record. Gene Ontology annotation, cellular component: membrane. Gene Ontology annotation, molecular function: G protein-coupled receptor activity. Bases 469 to 2556 code for a protein of 695 amino acids. Gene Ontology annotation, biological process: G protein-coupled receptor signaling pathway. The transcript has 6 exons.